Molecule: messenger RNA, 776 nt
Organism: Camelina sativa (false flax)
Lineage: Eukaryota; Viridiplantae; Streptophyta; Magnoliopsida; Brassicales; Brassicaceae
Source: RefSeq, a predicted model, not a curated record
CGUAAAUCCAAAUCAGAGAAGAGCCCUAAUAAUACAAUCUCAAGUGAAAUCCAGAAAAAUCAAGCAAUAUGAGUUACGAUAAUGAGAAACUCACCCUGUACAUUCAGUACGGAGGUUUAUUGUCGAAGAAAGGGAAUAAUAUAUGUUAUAAAGGUGGUUUGACUGCACCAAAUAUGCUAGUAGAUCCAGAUUUGCUUACAUUCUCAAUUUUUGAAGAUUUCACAAAUAAUCCAGAAACUGUUAGCAAUGUGGAAAAGGUAUGGUAUAGACUACCUAAUGAGGAUAUGUCAGCGUUAAGAUCGAUAUGGCAGGAUAAGGAUAAUGAGAUUAUGAAGAUGGUUGCAGAGGCAAAAGAUUGUGGAGAGGUUUACAUCUACGUUGAACAUAGUGUUUCUCCACCAAAUGUUAUUGAUGAUGCAAGUUUGGUGACUGAAGCGUGUUUGGAUGAUGGUGAAAAGGCUGAUGAUAAAGGCAAUAGUGAGGAAGAGGACAUAGAUGAAGAAGAAAGUGAUGGUGAAAACAGAGAGGAAGAAAGUGAUGAAGAAGAGAGAGAUUAAGAAUGUCAAAAAGAACACCAAGAGGAAGAUUUUCCAAAAUAAUAAAGGUCAAGUUCCUCCAAACUUAAUAGAUUUUCCAAGUUAUUGUAAAUUUUAUGCUCAAGUCGCCAAAAUAGCUUAAUCAAAAUGAUUUGUUAAAAUUAUUAGAAUUGUUAUGAAUAUAUUGUAUUAUAUGGAAGCCUAUUUCGAUCCAUUAGUGUAACCCUAAACCAUAUUAUG